Soboliphyme baturini is the source of this 336-nucleotide messenger RNA. The record is from the annotation of a GenBank genome assembly. NCBI's taxonomy places the organism in Eukaryota, Metazoa, Nematoda, Enoplea, Dioctophymatida, Soboliphymatidae.
AUGGACAGGAACAGAGCUCUACGCCGGAACAACAAAGGUCUGGCUCUGGACGGUUUUCAUCCUCGCCCAAAUAUCUCGGACAUACCUCUUCGAAUGGUGGUCGGCUCGAAGUACGUCGGCGCCAUCAUUGGUCAGGGCGGAGCAAAUAUCCGACAGAUCACGAAAGAUUCUAAGGCUCGUUAAUGUCGAUGUCGUUUGGAUGGCGUAGCAUGGGGACGCAUGCUAAUCGAGAUACUGAUUUUCGGCAUUUUCGGCACAGGGCAGCUUCUCGAUUUGUCGUGUAAGGUUUUGGGGCCCUUGAGUUCGAAUUCUGGCAUGCAGCCAUCAGUUAAGUAA